AAAACCAGGUUUUCACUCGUGAAAUUCUGGAUUUGUGCUUCUUGCAUCAGAUGUUUUGGAUCUUUUCCGGGGUAAAAUUUAGCGCUUUCCGGAGGUCUACAUUUUUAACAAGCACUCCAGUCUAUCGAAAAUUUAUAUCAAGUAAAAUUGGCUCUAUUAUGAAGCUUUAUAGUGAUCAAGGCAACCCGAUGUUGCUUCGAAUUUUAGCGGCAAAAAAUUUAGCAGGCAUUCCGUUGACGGUACAGUACAUCAAUUAUGAAGGUAAGAUUGUUGUUACUUCCUUUAGAAAGAGUGAAACUUAAUGUAGGGAGAAAAAGAAUACUGCUUCAAUUUUCAUGGAAAAUCUGUCACUCGGUUUCAAUCGAUUUUUGUACAAAAUAAAUUUUUGCGAGAUCGCGUAUGCUCUAAAAAAAGCUCACUUCCUUUAUCCCACAACUUUGUACUCGUUGGAACGUAUUAUCUUAUUAUUUCGACGAAUCGUAAAGAAAUCUUCACAAACCGGGAUGUAAUAACGUUUGGUAGCAUUUUAACACAUUUAACAUGUUGGUCGAGUCCUAGCAGAUUAUAACUCCUGGCUCCCUAGGGAAUUGACUCUCCUGAAUGAGCCAAUAGGGUCAGGUCUGGGGAGACGUCGGGGGGUGCCUUCCAUUAUGUCAGAAUUUUAGUCGAAAUAUAAAUGAUAAAUGAAAUAUUUCUGGGUGGAAAUUUUCCAGAAAUAGUGCCCUCCCCCUUUCCCAGGAGAGGUGGUCCUUUUUGACCAGUCUGUUCAAUCCGACCGAAACUUCCCCUUCCAUUUCCAAAAAAUAAUGUUUCCAGUCCCACCUCAAUGAAUUUAAUCAAAAUUUUGGUCAAUAUGUGAAUCGAACGCUUUGAUCCCAUUGGAAUCUUUGCCUCAGUUGAGCAAUGUCAUUCCAUUUACCCUUGGUUAGUUCUCCUGGUGUCUGACUGGUUGUUUUGGGAUAUUGAAAAGCACCCUGGGCAUCCUGUUCUGUCUAGGUGGGGUACAGGUAAGGGACCAUUUCCUCCAUCCUAAACCACUGCCCCCAUCAUCCCCUGCCCAAAAAAAACAACAAUAAUAAAUAAGUAUAUGUUGUAGUUGAUUUUUUAUCUCAGGUAAUUUUUGUUUUUCUUUUGAUUUUGGGUAUGGUAAUGUAUGCUAAUCUAGUUGAAACAAAGGAAAAAUAAAAAUUACCUGUGAUAAAAAAUUAACUACAACAUUUAUAAAGUGAAUACCCAAUCACCAUUUUUGUUUGCAAGUGUACGUGACUCUUUUUUUCAGAGAGAAACAAAUUUCGUUUGCCAGGACACAGUAAGGUUAGUAUCAAAAGAUAUAAUUUUUUUUCUAUUAUCAACAGGUGUCAGCUAAUUCUGUCUCCUUAAUUUAAGAUUGUGCUGUUUCUUGUAAUCAGUGUGAUUUGUUUGCAGCUUCCAGUGCUUGAAACUGAGAAUGGGAACUUACUCAACAGUGCUAAUAGCAUCUGCAGGUACAUGUAACUUUUACACUGCAUCAUUGACAAAGUGUGAGCAGAGCUCAAGGUGCCUGGAUAUUGGCCAAGUUCUUUGUUGCAAUUUAAAAAAAAAAGCAAUAUUUCUUUUUUGUACUUGAUUUCUUGGGUCUUUAAUUUGGUUUAUUUUGAGAUUGAGGAAAAAUCACGAAAUCGAAGACCCGUAAAUAAAAAGACCCAACAAAAAUUAAACAGUCACAUGAAAUUUAUCACCCAUAUAGAAAAUUCAAACCACAGGAAAAAAAUGAAUAAUAUUUAAUAACUACAACUUACACUGUACAGGUUAUAUGUGUCCACAAAUAUUGACAAAAUAAUUACUACAGGUGGAGCUGGUUUUACUAGUACAUUCCAUCCUGUGACUGUGUCUUCUGUUUUGAAAUUAUGUUAAUAUGCAUUUUGCUUGUUUCAUUUUAUCUCAAUAUUUUAAAAAGUUCAGAAGAUUGAAAAAUAAAAUCAAGUUGAGAAUGCCUGAAUUGCAAAAGUUAAUGCUCUUUUUCAUAUUUUCUUAUUGAAAUCGCAAAAAUAAAAACCUGCUCAAUCCUAUCUUGCUAAAAUCACGAAAUUGAGUACCAAUAAGAUAAAUGAAAACAUAAAAAGAAGAAUGAGGCCAAUAUCCAGCCAUCUUGAACAGAAAAAUUAAACUUCAGUCAAUAAAGGAUUUGCUUUAGAUAAUUCUUUGUUUUUACUUCUUAAGUCAUCUUUGACUUAAUCUCCGUAUAUGAUUGUAUAUCAGUGAUUUUGUUACAGAUAGUUAUGGUGAGUCAUUGGAUUCAUCUUGUGAAAAGUCAUGAGUCCCAGUCCAGACCCAAUUAGUCCCAGUUAUAAAAAAACAAACAAGUUCGAUGGGCCUUUACGUAACCAGGCAGUUAAUCUGAAGACAGACUCCAAAACUCUGUAUUACAGUAUACUGAAAUUAAAAUAACUAUAGUCCUUCUAUUUUAAAGCACAACAAAGGCUAAAAGAAAUAUGCAUCGUUAAACAACAGCCAUAAUAACUGCCACAGAAAUUACAUGAACAGGAUUAUUUCAAUGCAUUCAAUUUAUAUGUCGUAGAUAUCUUCUUGAGCUCAAUGCAAACUCCAAAGAAAAUGCUGAUCCUGAAACAGAAGCUGUUAUUGACCAGUGGUUGGAGUGGGAGAGUACAUCUUUACAGGUCAGUUAUCAUUUUAUCACUGGGUAGAGUCAGGAUUGGUAAGUUUGUUAUUUAUCACUGGGUAGAGGUGGAAGAGUGUCUCUUUAGAGGUCAUUUAUUUGGCAGUGGUUGUGUACAGUUACAGUCAGUUAUUGAUUAUUGGAGAAGGGUGGGAGAGUACUUUAUUAUAUGUCAGUUACUUAUCCGUGGGUAGAGUGGGUGGGUACAGUUUUUAUUAAUGAGAAAGGCUUGGGGAGUACUUUUUAACAGGCCACUUUUUUUCAGUGGGUAGAGUGGGUGGGUACAAUAAUAGUCAGUUGUUGUUAAGUGGGGAAAGGUGUGGUACAGUUUUGGUCAGUUAUUGGAUAGUGGCUAGGGUGGAAGGUACCUUUUUAGGUCAAUUUCUGCUCAUUGGGUAGGGUAUGAGAAUACAUUUUUAAAAGUUGUUUUAUUGACCAGUGGGUGGGGUGUGAGUGUACAUCAUGUCUUGAGCAUCACUAAGUCAGGCGGGCCAGCUCAUGGAAGGACUUUUCAUGCUUGUCAUUUCAUUUCUGACAAACUUACAAACAACACCUGAAAUAUUAAGAUAAGGGUGCAGAAGCAGACUACAAAACCACAAAUUAAUUACCAUUGCUUCUUGUUUUUUUAUUGGGGUUUUCCUUGCAACACAAUAACAUUCCAAAAAUAUUUGUUUGUAGUUUUCUGUUUUACAGUUAGCAUUUAACAUGAUUACUAUAUUUUUUGUUCCAAUGCAGCCUGUACUAUUCUCACAUCUUGUGCUGUCCGUUGGUCUUGGAAAAAAAGAUAGUGGACACAUUGAGGAUCUGACAAAUCUGCUGAGUCAUGCAGAUGGGGCUUUAUCGUCAAAUAAGUUUUUCUCUGGGGUAGAGUAUACUGCUGAAAAUUUUUUAUUACAUUUAUAAAAUUCUUCAAACAUCUUUAUAUGGCUAUAAUAGUAGUGUGCUCUGAUUGGCUGCUGAGCGGGAAAAGGUUUCCUUGUAAAGACCAGACAUCAUCAGCUAGGUGUUCAAGGCAUGUAUAGUCUGUGUUUAACUUGAUAGUGGACAUCCAUGUUAUGGUCAAUUGACAGCUGUCAAAAAAGGGUAUCUGCUGACCAGUGUCACAUGACUGUAUCGCGUGCUCAAUUAUUUAUUAUUGGUUUUAAUUGAUUGCAGUCUCAAUUACUUCCUGUGUUUUAUAUUAAUAGUGCUAAACAGGCCAUAUAAUAAAUGACUUUUUAACCUCGCCCAUUCAGUCAUUACAGGGAAAUCCCAGACCUUGGCCUUGAUGUAUCCACCUCGCUAUAACUGUAAACUCAGUCGAUACAUCAAGGCCUUGGUCUGAGAUAUCCCUGUAUUGACAUUACUCUUGGUUAAUGAGUGGUAUAUAAUAUUAAUGACUAUUAAUAUAAGGCCUGAGACCCAAAAAGUGCAAAUAAAUAUUUCUCAAAUCCAUGAGUAGUUCAUGAAGAAAAACUGACAACAGAAAUCACUACUAUUAAAAAUUUUUGAAAAAUUUGUUUCAGAAAUUAUGUUCAUUUUAAGAAGCUACAUCAGACACUCAACACGUUUUUUGCCCAAUUCCCAGACUCUGAAAAAUUAGUCUAAAGUAUCUUUUCUGUGCUUUGUGGGCCCAUUUCUUGGUGUUUAAGUUUUAAAUGAAGACAAAGCAUCUUAUGUUUGAAACUACCAGCAUGUUCCCUGAAGUACCUUAAGAAUGUAUUUUGAUCAUGUAUUUUGUAAUGUUUUCUUUGCAACAGGAUCAACUUGGUUUAGCUGAUGUGGUCCUUUGGGGCUCACUUCAUCCUUUACUACUUGCUGAAUCUAGUUUGUCUGGUAUGUACAGUAUAAUUAUAUGCAAGCAAUUAUUUUUAGUGUAAGGUCUUUUACAGUGCUACCAGAAAAACCGUAACCACUUGAAAUAUCUCAGGAAUGUUUAUUUUAUCAUGACCAAUCACAGCAAAGCUCAGGACAUGCAUACUAGCCACAAAACCCAGUGAAAUGGUUUGGUAUUUCAUUGGUGUUUAUAUUUAAAAAGAACAUUACAUUGCCAUUUGGGCAAGUUGAAUUUCUCUUUUCCUGGCCCAAAUGUCAUUUCAACUAGCUCAAAAAAAAAAAUUUUGAUGAAAAAUUGAUUUCACAGUUCUUCUGAUAUGUGUUGAUUAUUUUUUGUAAGGUCUUUUACAGUGCUUGCCUGUUGGGCGUUAAGAACUUGAAAUAUCUCAGAAUGUUUAUUAAAAUCAUGACUAGCCCGGGAAAAGGGAGGACAUGCAUACUAGCCACAAAACCACAAAUUAAUUCAUGUUCUUGCUUGUGGUUCAGUUUUCUUACACCUCAUGAUUGGCUUUUUUCUUGCAACACAAUAACAUUCCAGAAAUAUUUCUGGUGUUCAUGGCUGUCCCAGUAACUAAAUCAUUAACUUAGUCCAGAAAGCAACAACCCUAGGUAAGCAAGAUGUGAGAGCUGCGUCUCUCCCUGCUUUAAUUUUUUUUCUCGAACCUUGACCUGUCUGCAGUUUGAUGCCAAACAACUUGGGAGUGAAAUUUAAAAAAAAGAUCUCCAACUCUUCCUUUUCAUUCCUUGACUCCUUUCAUCUUGCAGUCCCACAGAUCAGCAAUAUAGCAAGGUGGCAUAGUUAUCUCAUGACUCAAGAUGUGUUUAGUAAAACUAAUUCUGAAGUAAUGGGGAACAAAGGUGUGAUCGCCUUCAAGGUAAGAAAAAUUAGAACUUUAUGAUGCUACAACAGUGAUGGCAGCGAAUACUUUUUAUAGAGCACGUAAGAAACACUACGAAAUAAACUUUUUCUUUCUGAACUUGGAUAUGUCUUUUAUGGUUUCAACUCUAGAAGACUUCGCUUGCAUUUGACAAAGUAAGCGAGUUGGAAUAAUUGUGAUAGUGAUUGAAAGAACGCCAUUUCCUCUUUUGCAUUUUUGCCACUGUGGCCAUCGUUUGCUGUGUGUUACCGUGGAAACAAUGCAAUGGUUUGCAGUAGUUAGCAUACUGGAAAUUCCUCUUCCAGGCCUUGCAACUCUAUGUACAUGUACAUUCUUGUCCCCAGAGUUGAGAUCCCUGUGAACAGCACCUCAGACUGAGGUCCGAGUUUCAACCUAUCAUUUAUUUUCGAUUUAAAGAAUACUUUUUGUUUUCCUAGGGAUCAUUGUUAGCAAUGUCUGGGCAUGAAGUUCAAUCCAGUUCAAAAUCUCAGGAAACCACUAAAGCCAAGCAGAGUUUGAAAGGUAGUUGUCACAGUAGCAGAUGUUUUUUGGAGUGUUUUUAUCUUUAGAGACCUGGGUCUGUAGUAUUUUUGUCACCUACUAGGGACCUAGAGUUGGGGUUUUUUGAUAUUUUAAUUUAGGACUCUCGGCAAUAAUAAUGAAAUUAGGUAUAAAAUAUGUUUUUUUUUCUUUUCUUUGGUUUUGUCUAGGUUCACAGCCUUCACAGAAAGAAAAUAGGAACGAUGAUCCUUCACUAGAAGAGGUGAGUUGUCAUUUAAUUGUUGUGCCUCGCGGUUGACGAAAAUGAGGGGAAAAAUCGGCACGCGACAAUUCUUCCGCCUGCCUCGCGAGUCCCCGCGUUUUCGCUCACCAGAUAUCUGCCUUCCCUUCCCUCUUCUUCUUUCAUGUCGUUCAAUUUGUCAAAUGUCGGUGAAUUUUUGUGGAGUUGAUGGGGUGACGAUAUGAGAGAUUACAUAGACAGGUGGGUUACCCCACCUACCUGGGGUCCCCACCCCUAUGUAAACAGGAGCCCGUUUCUCGAAAGUCCCGGUAACUUUACGGGCCCGAAAUCAAAUAUUCAAAUCGAAAUAUAAAGAAUAAGAGCGCGGGUCCCCUAGCAAAACUCCAUUUUGGUGAUAGUUUUAUCAUGGGAUCUAAAACGAUUGAAACGACCUUUAAUGUAAACGGCAACAGCUUACCGGGUUUUCAAGGGCCCAACGCAGCGGUUGCAACAUUGUUGCAACAUUGUUACGACCUUGUUUCUCAUGGUUACAACACUGUUUCAACAUUGUGUUGCGCUAAAAACCGUCUUGGCGAAUCAUCCCGUGUAACAUCACCUUAAACCUACUGCUUUUUUGAAGAUUUGACGUUCUUGUUACCGUCGCCAUCGUCAAGCUCCCUAUUCUUCCCUUUGCAAAUGUCUGUGCAACGCGGUUAUGAAAAAUAUUCGGCACAUGUAAGAAUAGACAACAACACAUCGCAUUGUCAAACAGGAGCUCACGCGUGGGAUAGAGAAAAUUUCUAUAAGUAACUGAAUAGUAUUUCCCCAUUGAUGAGUUCGUGACUAUUUGCUUUGUUGCAGGCAAGUCAACCAAAAGUCUGUUCAAAGGAAGAGAUUGAUGAAGCUGUCAAAAGCUGGAAUAAUGGCAGCAAGAAGCGACCUAAGGCUCGCCGCCUUGCUAAACCCGUGUAAGUGUCAUUAGUAAUAGUAAAAUUAUCGCCGUUUGAAGGUCUUGUUCAGGAUUUGGUAACAUGAAACGUUGGAGCAGUCUGAUGCUAGAUCAAACGGCUCAACCCCUUUACUUCCAGAGUGAAUAAUGGAGUUUGCCCUGUGAGCAGAGAGCAGAGGCUACAUUUUCGUGAUAUGACGAUGAGCUGGCGUGCGAAAAGUACGCCAUCUCAUGCCGCGGCUUGUUUUAACUUUUGAGUGCGUGGACGAAAUUCCGCGGUGUGACCAGUCGAAUGAAACCUCUUUGCCAGAACUUUCAUAUGGCGCUAUAUGUUUUUCAGCACUUUACCAAAUGAAGUUUGGAAAUGUUGUCAAGUUUUGACUGAAUUCGCUUUUAAGAGGAGCGGUUAAACGUCUCUUGUUUAACAACGUGACGACGUUGUUUUGGGUCGGGAGCGUCAAAAAAAUAGGUUUAAUGGGAAAAAGAGAGAAAAACAGCAAUUUUGUUCCUGUACCACGUUUUUUGGUACAUUCCUUUGGCGUUACUGCACCACUACCAUUGAGACUGUAUAAUGUGAUGUUUUCUGUAAGACAGACGUAAACGCACGGUAAAGAAUGCUUGCUCUCUUUUUGAAGGUUUUUGUGGACACUUCAUGUAAGAAUUAAGCUCUAGCAAAAUUCGUCAACAGUUGACAAACUGAACGAGUUGUAAUAAUCAAGAUAAAUUUUACAUGUGAAAGAACGCGAAUGCAUUUUAUAACUUAAGUGACAUAUUUACCACCCUCACCGAGCUUCUUUUUUCUCGCUAAGACACGUAUAGUAGAAUGACGACGGCUAUUACGUUUUCCCGCCAAAAUGAGGCUGGUUCACGCGCGCGUACUACUUAGUAUUGAGAAAAUCUCGUUGUUGUAUGUAUUUUUGCUGCAGCUAGUUGUUUCAUUAUUGUUUCUGCUCCUUUUGCUAAACAUAAUCUUUUCUUUACUACACAGUCUUCCUUUGGAAGGAGAGAAGAAUAUUCUGAUCACUAGCGCCUUGCCGUACGUGAAUAAUGUACCUCAUCUGGGAAACAUUAUUGGUUGUGUGCUUAGUGCUGACGCAUUUGCCAGGUAAUUCUAUUGUUAUGAGCAAGCUUUCUCGUAGUUUGCGGGUAGUCCCUUUUGAUUCAGUUGAGUCAAGGCUCUUAGAACUGUAGACUUGCUACAAAUCGACCUCUUGGCGAGCGGAGCGAGCCUUUUUUGGCCGCAAAACGGCCGACCGCGAGCGACGAAGUCGUCCCGCGCCAUAUGAAAUCCGUCGAAGGACUUUUUUGAAAGUCUAUUAGAACUGGAGAGUGGAGUAAUCCUCCUCCCCAGUACCCCUCGGCUUUCUCUUUUUUUCUUGAUUUUUUUUUCUUUCGAGGAACCAUCUUGAAAGACUAAUCUCAUUCUACGAAGUUCUCUCGUUGGCCUACCGACUUAGUUCAUCAGGUCAAAGAAAAUCUGCGUAUUUCUUAAUAUAAAUUCGUCAGGUUUAAAAAGUCGUUGAAUUUAAAAGCGUUAUUCAUGGAAAUAGGAAGCCGUGAAUAGUACACGAAAGUACACGAAAUCACAAAUUAUUGCUCAUUUUCCUUUUGAAAAUAAUUAGAUGAGCCAGUGAUCGCUUUGGCAAAAUUUAAAACCAUCGCUCAAUCUAAGUUCAUGGAAAACUCGAGAAGGCUCAAGUAAGAAAAGACAUUUUCCAGCCGCAACUUUAAAAAGAGGAGCCAUCUGUAUGGCUGUUAGUACAUUCGUGAACCUAGACUGCCUGUAAGGAAGCAUUGGAUUCUGGAUUCCAUGGACUGGAUUCCGGAUUCUUUGUCGGUGAUACUGCUUUCCAAUUGUUGAGUGGGAUUCUGCUCUCUUUGAGCUGUAUUCUGGAUUCCAACAGAGAAAAUUUCCUGGAAUCCAGAUUCCAAAAUCCGAAGUUUCCUGGAUUACGGAAUCUUGAAUCCCUCAAGCGGGGCAAAAGGAAUAUCUCGGCUGGGAGAGGGGAGGUUUAGAUUCUCCUGGCGUUGUUGAAAGCUUACCUUGUGUUAUUGUAUAAGGCACCCGCACAACGAGCAAACAGUUCUUACCCUACACUGUGUUGGUCAUGUAUUGUGGCUAAACGAGCAAGCAAUUGUUUGUGAUGCAAAAUGUUUGGUGCGAAAAGCCAUUUAAAUGCAACGUUGAGAGUGGGGGCUAAACGGUAAAACUUGCUCUUCCAACGCGGUGUUAGACGAAGAUGUUUGAACGUUUAGCCGGGGCUUAACAGAUUUUUUAUAUCGUUUGAACAGAUAUUGUCGCCUUCGUCAAUAUAACACACUUUACAUCUGCGGGACAGAUGAAUACGGUACUGCCACGGAAACAAAGGUAAUGUUUUGUUUUUGUGUGUGCAGAUCAUUGCUCGGCGUUGUUGUGUACAGGUAGUAGUUUUCAGCCUUGCUAGCUAAAAGAUUUCUUAGGUUUUGAGACAAUAUCCAACUAAAAUUGGUGCAUGUCUGUUGAGAUUUUACUUGUGUAACGGUAGUCAGACAAAAGUUAACUGCAAAGGCUAUCACUUUGCAGAUGAUAAAUGAAAUCUACGCUGUGGAAAUUGAAUUGUUAUACCAACGAAGCUGAUGGCAUCAUUUCGUGAAUAUAUGGUAGCAAUUUUAAAAUCUUCUUGCAAAUCUCGCAUCUACCAUAAACAAUUUUCGUUUAAGCGGCAUAAUGUGGCCUUAGUUGAGUCCGACCCAACUUUGUUUUGUCCAAGUAAAGUAGUUACUGGGUAGGACUUAUGUUGUCUUAAAAUAUUUAUGAUUUGUCGCGUGAUGUUUUGUGUGGUUUCCACGAAAUGACAGGUUGCUGUUUUUUGUUACCAGGCGUUAGAAGAAGGCCUUACACCUCAGCAGAUUUGUGACAAGUAUUUCAAAAUCCACAAGGAAGUCUAUGAAUGGUUCAAAAUCAAGUUCGAUUUCUUCGGAAGGACCACAACGCAAGAACAAACCGAGUAUGUAACUACAAGCUCAGAAAAAUAAUGUUAAGACAGUUCUGUCGUAUUCUAGAUUUGCGCCGUGCUACCAUCUCCUGUAAACAAAAAACUAAGACACCCCCCUCCCCCUUUUAAUGCCUUUUUGGUCUAAAUCAACUUGUAUAAUUCUCAUGUUACUAUAAACAGCACUGGAUAAGGAAAGGGGGGGAACGGUCAUUGUUUUAGCGACAGUUUUCAUUUUUGUCAGGAUGAGAGGAAAAAAUAGUAAUUUUUGUGAUGCGUCUCAACACAUUUUGUGCAAGGUUGUAGCUUUGUCUACAUUUUUCCUUUGUCAAUUUUGGAGUGAAAAGUAGUCUCAUUAUCGCUUCUGGGUCAUACAUUUCUGCGUUUUGUAACUGGCGAAAAGAUAACAGGUUGUUGAUACUUUUUGACCCAAGAACAACUAAGACUACGUGCGAAUUUUUUUGCAAAGCUUCCCCUUCUUUUGGUGGAUGAUCUUCCACGGUGUCACUAACAAGUCGUCGAACGCGAUUUAACGAGUAUAGGAGAAAAAAAACCUAUGUUGUUCUCAACAGCAUUGCACAAGACAUUUUUUGGCGGCUUCACAAGCGAGAUCACUUGGUAGAGGACACACUUGAGCAACUUCAAUGCGAGGAGUGCAAAAGGUAAGCCUUUGUUACUGUUUGACCCUUUAACCCCUGAUAUUAAAAUGGAGAUUCUCAUUUACUGUCCCUAUACAAUUCAAUAGAAGUAGUGGGGAGAAUUUGUUGAAAUAUCAAUUAGACUCAACUUCCUUGAUCAUGUACUCAAUUCUUAUGACCACUAUGUUUUCUAAAGCAUUGAUGUUUGUAAGGAGAAAUUUCAUGCUGAUCACUCUUAGGGCUUAAAGGAUUAACCCGUUAGAUAUUUACAGACAUUACAGACAUUAACCCGUUAGAUAUUUUCUUUAAGCCGUCACCUGAUAACACGAGAAACACUAUAGCCUGAGAAACCAGCCAACAUUUCGCGACGCUACCGCUGAUUUUCCCGCGACAUGACGUCUGAGGAACGAGCGCAGAAAUUCCAUACUGAUGACGCGUCAAUACUCAGUUCUGGGUGGUGCUUAUGAUUGGUUAAAAAUUCGCUUCAUCCAAUCAGAAGCACUACCUAGAUCUGGGUAGUGACACGUCAUUAGUAUGGAAUUUCUCCUCUCGUUGCUCCGACGUCUUUUUCGCGGGAAAACCAGUGGUGCGGCGUCGCGAUAUAUCGGCUGUUUUCUCAGGCUCGAACACUCCGAAACACCCCGGAACGCCUGGCAAAAUACAAACAGAAAGCAACCCUAAUCUUUACAAUACAAAUGUUCUGUUUACUUGAUUCCUUUGUUUUUGUUUUUAUUUGACGUGUUCGGAAGUGUUCCAUGUUCCGUGUUUUAGUACAUACGGCCGGUUUUAGCCCAGCAUCCCUAAAAAUGUUGACUCAAAUGCCUAAAAUUAUAUGUUCGAACCCUCCUCAAUUUGUAUCGCGUAAAUGAUGUGGUUUGUGGGGCCAAAAAAUUUAGGGGCGGGGCAAGACCACAUGAAAGUCAAGGGCGCUUAACAAAAACUCAGAACCGGACGGCUGGCCAGUCAUUAUUAACAAUUAAAUAGGCUUUUUUUCAAGAGUCUUCGUCAAAAAUCGUUCAGUGUUGUGCAUAUUAUUUAACUGGGGUGGCCAGUUCUGACUAUUGGUGUGUUUCAUUAGUCCUGUGACACAUGAUAGGUGUUAAUGGACAGCGCCCUCAUUUUAAUCGUGUAGAUGGAAAUUUUGGGGUGCCCAAACAUGAAAAUAUUGGGUCUUCUUAAACCAUGUGACUCGUUGGUCCCCUGUACGGUUCCAUGCUACCGCAGCUUCAAAAUAGCCAAUUUGUUGACAACUCGUCUCCGUUUAUUUGCAGAUUUCUAGCUGAUCGUUUCGUUGAAGGUACCUGCCCUUUCUGCAACUACGAGGUAAUACUUGAGAAAACUCGAUUUUACCUCAUUCUUGCAGCUCAUUUUUUCCAUGUCUUGACUGAAAUUUUAGGGAGCUUUAACAACGGCAACGGCGACGGCAACGAGAGUGUCAAAAAAGCAAUAGUUUUAUUAAGCAAACAACUUUGCACGUGCAUCACACUUUUUUGUUUAUUUCUUUGCCGUUCUUGCACGACUACGACGUGAAAACCCCCCACUUUCACUUUGUAGGAGAACGUAAACAAGCGACGACAAAUAUUUCUUUCUCUUUCUAAACUUGAGUACGGUCCCCGAGAAAUCUACUCCAAAAAAAUCACCAACAUUUGACAUUUUCAGCUAACUGACAUAAACGCGAAAAUGUUUGGAAAAAAACGCGAAUUCUUGUUGAAAGUGAUGUUUUCGCUGGCGUCGCCGUCAUCGAUGCUGAAGCUCCCUAUUAAUUCUUGCACAGCUGCAGCCUAAUCAAAUAAGAGACGUUUGAGAUAGCAACUUGCAGUGUAACAGCAAAUAGUCUUUUUUUCACACAGUCUUGCAAUUCUAUGCAAAAACCAAGCUUUGAAUUUCCGAUGUGAGUAGUUAUGUAAUCCUCUUUUUUUCUUCGUCAGGACGCCAGAGGAGACCAGUGUGAUUCUUGUGGAAAGCUUAUUAACGCCAUUGAACUUAAGGUAAAGAUUGCUUUCUUCGUUGGUAACGUUGCGCUAUUUUGCAUUUUAAGAUUGCCGAUUGAUUUUAUAUCAAACAAAAUUCCUUUCCAGAAACCUCGCUGUAAAGUCUGUGGGGGAGCGCCAAAAGUGAGAUCCAGCAAGCACUUAUUUUUAAACUUGGCCAAGGUACAUUGCAAACUACUUCUGUUAAUAUAAGUUGCUUUCACCAUAAGUAAGUUCAACUCUAGUAUUUGGUGACUGCCAAAUGAACAGGGUUCGUACAGAGUCUUGAAUUCUUGAAAAAGUCUUGAAAUUUGCCUAGCAAUUUUCUAGACCUAGAAAACGUCUGGAAAAAAUGAGUCAAUGCUACAACAAGUGCUUUUUAGGCAAUUUUUUUGUUUUGCUUGUUUAAAUCGGUUUGUGUGCAAGUAAAGCUCGAGUUCGUUUCCUUGACACUAUUGUGUUAGUUGAGAAAGAUGAUUUUGAUCCGUUUAAAAAAAGGUUGUAAUCGAUCCGAUUCUGCAGGCUUAAGGAAACGAUAAAAAGAAACUUAUUCACUGUCUCUUUUGGUUUUCGCACAAUUAGAUUAUUUCAAGGUUAUCAUCCCAACUCGAAGUGAAUUAGAAUUCUUACUCUGUGGAUUCUUCUUCAUUUUUUAUAGCUUGAGCCGUCGCUAAAAAGUUGGGUCGAAGAAUCAUCUAGUGAAGGUAACGUGAAACUAGAAAAACUAAUAGUUUAAGACUAGUAAAGGUUAUCUUACAAGGACUAAAUGUAGUCACAGUCGCAGCAGAGUUAAACGCAUUGUUUAGACUCAAUGGGAUGAGUGAAUAUGUGUACUCGUAUCCUAAGAACAGAAUUUUCCCCAGGAACGUGGACAUCGAACGCGCGCCAUAUUACCCGCGGGUGGAUCCAAGACGGCCUCAGACCUCGCUGUAUAACACGUGACUUGAAAUGGGGCACCCCAGUUCCUUUGGAGGGAUACACGGACAAAGUAUUUUACGUGUGGUUCGACGCACCUAUAGGGUAAGAGGUGGUAAAGAUAUUUAACGACAGACCUCAUUCGCAAUACUCGCCAUAUUUUCUCCCGCUCAAGGACUGACGGGAUAAACAAGCAGUGGCACGUGAUUUCCCAGGGGCCAACAAUGAAUCCUCUGAGACAAGAAAUUGCGGUCGGUUUUGUUUAUUCUAGGCAACAGGAAAUGAAGAACUUUUUAUCUUAAAGACCAUGCUAGCAAAUUUUUAGGUGGAACUUGCAGGAACUGAUCAUAUAUUUUUACUUUUUGGUUGCGGCAGCAACUGUAGAUGGCCUCACAGCAAGCACUACGUUUAUGACUUAAAACUUGUCGAAACUCGAACUUUGCAUUUUGCAAGUUAAAAAUCGUCGUCUUGUUUUGAGAAAAUAAACAAACGCGACCGCGAUUACUUAUAUUGGCAAAUUUUAUCACUUGUUUGCCGCCUGAGGUACCACGUGACAUUGCUUAUAUCCCGUCAGUCCUAAAGUGCGUGCAAAGAUGGCGGACAUCGUGAACUAGGUCUAUUAGAUGACAAUUUUCCAUGCUCUACAUGACAGCAUACCGCCAUAGAAAUGAAGCCAAAAGGUUCAAAAAAAUUAAGUGGAACCGCAAACUGCAGAUUACCUGAUAAUAAAGUUUGACUGACUUUGGUUUAAGCACGAUUAUUCAACAAGAUCAAAUUUAAAGUCUAACAGUUACUAUGAUUUGAAAUUUUACAUUUCCAUUUUUUUCGUUAUUGUUUUGUAUUAUUGUUAAAAUAUUUCUUUGAUUUCCGUUCGAUGCCGCCGUCAACUUGUAUACUACAGUUUUUCAGUGGACACUCGCGAAUUCACAAAAUUACCUCGAACAAAAGAGAUUGGGAGUGGCGAAAAACCAUUACUCAAUUUUUUAAUUAAUUUUAUCCCUGUAAAACCCUCAAGCGAAAAACACUAGCGCUCUUUUUGUGCUUACAGUUUCCAUAGAAACACAAACCAUCGGAAUGCCGAGGGAAUGUUGUCAAUGUGUCCAACGUAUUUUUGUGACGCGACUAUCUCUCCCUUAAGUUUGCGAUGUUUUUUCGAUUACUGAUAUCGAUAAAAGCGUGACCCAAGCUCUACCAUGAAGCGAGUGUUCAGAAAUCCAGGAGUAGAAUAAAGUUUGAAGAGUUUUGUUGUUAUUUUAGGUACUUCUCUAUCACUGCUAAUUACACAAAAGAGUGGGAAAAAUGGUGGAAAAAUCCUCAACAAGUGAGUAGCAUAGCAAAGAAGGAGGACUCCAUUAGAUGGUGGUCGUCACAUCACCCCUCUAUGCCAACUGCAGAACAUUAAAAUAGUAGUGACCAGAGAUCAAUCUUCUCCCACGAAAUCAGGGAUGAAGUUUCACGAUGGCCAAAAUGCGUCAUUUUUCCAUACUUGAUUUUGGUAGGAGGUCUUAUUUUUGUCGUCUAUUUUGUCAAAGUAUUGUAUGGGGAAACUUCAGGGUCAGCAAGGGCAUUUAACUCUGUAACUUAUCCAAGGGGAACCGAAAUUAACUGUCUUCUCCAAGGACCAGUCAUUAACUGAUUUUUUGUAUAGCGCAACAACUGAUCCAACAUGGAAACAAAGUAGCGGAAAUUGUAUUGUUAUCCUCUGACAUUACGGAUUUUUAAUAUACUCUUCGCUGAGAGACUUAAUGAGAUGUCAUGUGACAUUGAUGUAGCCAAUGAUAGCACGUGUUGUUGUGAAAUAGUUCCAGCUAAAUGGGACGCGUAAAUGACUCUCUAACUUUGUAAUUCUUGGCAGUGUGACCAUUCGAAAGAAACCGCUACAGCAUUACUAUCACAUGGUACUAUUUUGAUCCUGUCAGCCGCGAAACCCUAUGCUGUGACCAUUCAAAUAAAACCUCUUCUCUUCGGCAGCACUUAAGCUUGGUAUUAUUUGUUUGUUAGUAGCUGCCAAAAUAAAACUGUGAAUUUUUCAUGAAUUUUGAAGUAUGUGAUUUGUGGAACGAAAGGAUUAUGACAGAGUUUGUCAAUCGUAAAUCGUAUAUUUUAUAUUCUUUCCCCAGGUUACUCUGCAUCAAUUUAUGGCGAAAGAUAACGUGCCUUUCCACACUGUCGUAUUUCCGUGCACUGAGAUCGGUGCCGACGAUAAUUACACGCUUCUUAACUCGAUUAGUGCAACAGGUAAGAACUUGUAAGCUACUUACUGUUAAUGUCAACUUGUUAUAGUGAGUGCCAACUUGUAAGCUGGUUAUUGAUAGUGUCAACUUGUUAGCUACAUAAAAAGAAAGAAAGUUCAAUGUAACGCAUUCAUUCAUCUACCGGCCAGUAAAUCAAGAUCGGCCUCACAACAUCGCAAAACAGCUAGAUUAGUCGACUCAGUAGUCGAAUUAAAUCAACGAAGAGAACAAAAACCUUUUUGUUUGUUUGCAGAACAAAGAUUCACUCUUGUUAACAAUCUCAACGUUCCGUAAAUGGCAAGUAAUCUUGCUGAUUUAAAUUACGAAUUUUCAUUUCAUUUCAUUUCAUUCUUCAGAAUACCUUAAUUAUGAAGAUGACAAAUUUUCCAAGAGUCGUGGGGUUGGAGUUUUUGGCAAUGAUGCCGCAGAUACCGGUAUCCCAGCAGACAUCUGGAGAUUUUACCUUCUCUACAUGCGACCUGAGAACCAGGUUAGUCCGUGGUCUCUUGUGACAGCCUUUAUCAUUAUAUGGAUACCUCUGCUAAGAGGAAAUAGAUUGAAGCCAAUCAGAAACGGCGAAAUAAUUUGAAUGAGUGAUAAAUCGUAUGCUUAGUCAAGAUAGCUGGAUAUUCAGCUCGUUUGCUUGUUUUUUUUUUUUUGUUUGUUUUUUGUUUUUGUGUUUUUAUGGGUUGGAGUUAGUGUUAGAUCAAAAACGCAAAACGAACUUGGCCAGUAUUCAGCCAUCUUCACCUCACGGUUGCACUAAUCAAACUCCCUAGUCAUGCUUGCUUGUUAUGUGAAGUAGAUACCAAUAAGAGGUUGCUCAGUGAUUUUGAUGUCUUAUGAUGUACAGUGCACCAUUUUCUCCAUUUUCUGGCUUAAGUGGUGUCUUACUUGACUUAUUUUGAUUUUUCCCUACAGGAUAGUGCCUUUAGCUGGAAUGAUUUCGUCGCGAGGAACAACAAUGAACUACUCAACAAUUUUGGAAACUUCGUCAACAGGUAAGGCUUUUUAAACUGAUUUGGUUAUCGUAUCUUUAGCUCAUUGUACCCACUGUUAUAAACGUUAGACGUUAUCAAACAUCUUACAAGAUCAACGCGCCGUAUGAUACAUCUAGAACCUUUCAUUGCCUGUAAGUGUAUUUCGCGAGACCAAUUAUAGUCAUUUUCCGCCAUGAUCCUCUUCCCCACACGUCUAACCUCCUUCCGACCAAAAGACAACUCUACGAGAUUUAUGAAGACAUUCUGUUGCCGUAUCUAGCUACCUAUCAACCUCUCUUAUCUGUUACCUUCCUUUUGACCCAGUCCCUUGCGCAACCUCGUAUAAGCCAAUAAAAGAAGUGAUAGCCUCUCCAAAGAAGCCCCAUAGUGCAGUUCGACACAACUCUGACCCAGUCUCACUCAGCCUCAGAAUGGCCAUUAGACCUUAAAACCAACCAAUCAUACCAGAUUUAUGAAGACAUCUCACUGCGUCAUCUAACUACUUCGCAGUCCCAUUAUCCCUCUCUCAAACGAGGCUCGAUUUAUGCCGCUUUCUCAGGCCCAGUCUUGGUCCUCCCCGAGAAGAAUCUCUCGGGGGGAGGGGAGGGGGAUGUGUCGGACUCAUUUCCCGAGCAGCGCUUGGUAAUCGAGCCUACCCGCACAUUUGACAACAAACUGUCCAGCCCUAAAUCUAAAUGAUUGCAUAGCAGCGAUAAUUUUUUGUUUGUUUAUAUUUUUUUUUUUUAAAUAAAAUGACCGUUUUCAGGGCGUUGAUGUUUGUGUCUAAUAACUUUGGAGGUGUUGUACCAAAAAUGGACCUUACUGAAGACGACAAGAAUUUCAUAGCACUCAUCAACAAAGAACUCAAGUCCUACAUAGAUGAUAAUGAGAAAAUGAGGUAGGUCUUCUUUGUUUUUGCUUUAGAAAGGUGCACAAGAUUGUAAUAUUUUUAAAAGCAGAGGAAAGAAAAAAAUAAUUGAAUAAAUGCCAGCACGUGUAGAGCGUUUUCACAUGACGUCACGUCGCCCAUAUUGUACAAAACAAUGAAAGGGGGGUUAUGUCGGUGUACCAAAAAAAUCAUGUGGAUUGAACAUGAGGAUUGAACUCUUCUAUCAUUCAAAACGGUUUUUUUUGGUUUGAAAAAUUGCAUAGCCAUUGAGCACGUGAGGGAAAACGAUCUAUUGUUAGACCCCAAUCUCAGACGCGUUUUCAGAUUCGACGAAGAACUUGUCACGUGCUAUAGGUCAAAACUGUCCCUUGAGAAAUUUAGUCUCGCACGUGAUCAGGUCGUGUACCUUCAAACCGCGGGAAAUCUUAAGAACCAGUUGGAUUGAGCAAGUGAUUUCCCAACCUCGUUCCCAGGGUUCUCUCCUACCCGUCUCUACGUCCCAGGGACGGGUAGGAAAGAACCCUGGGAACGAGGUUGGUAAUUCUCCCCUUUUCAUGGCCGAAACUCACUGUCUCCCUAGUGGCCAGUCCUUAGAUGCUUAUGUUUCUAUUUCAGGCUUAGAGAAGGGUUGAAAGUUGUUUUAAACAUGUCCAAGCUUGGUAACCAGUUCAUUCAGUCUAACAAACCCUGGGUUCUAGUCAAAGGAAGCGACUCUGACAGGUAUGACGGCAAUGAAUACAGAUAACCCGAUUAUAUACGUAACCCUACAUAUGUUUUGUUCAGCGGGAAAGCACCAGGGCCGAUUCUUUGUCGCGGCAGAUUUGAACAAACCUGUUUGCUUGCCUAUUUGUGUGGCUUCGUUUUUUGCUUUCUUUACUUUGCUAUUCACGUUAUCAAAAGCAUGGUUGGUGAUGCAUUUUUCUACCAAAACACGGAAUACAGCUGAGGGUUAUCUUGUAAAUACCAUUUUACGUUGAUUAACUUGUGUUGUGGAUGUGCGGUGACGGGACUACUUAUUUAAAUAUAUAGACGAGUUGUUAAGGUCAAGUCGUGGGCUCCACGCGCGCAACUUCCGCGGUCGUGAUUAUGAAGAUAUCGCAACUGAUAGCUACGAUGAUGAUGAUGAUGUUGCCACUAAUGAUGAUGAUGAUGAUCUCACGUUUAAGGACCUAUCAGUCAAUAAGUAAGAUAAUGUGACUUUUGUAGAUCGCGUGCAGGCACAGUCCUUGGUGUGGCUACAAACCUGGCCUGGUUACUUUCGGUCCUCAUUCAUCCCUACAUGCCUGGAAUCUGUGAAGAAAUUCAACGCCAACUUCAGGUUCGUUUAGUCAGUGUUAGUUCAGGCGUUGAUAUUUGGUUUUGUUGGUUUCUAUUGCUUAACAGAUCUCUUUAUUCAACCUGCAUACUCUUGAUAAUUACUCUUGAAUAAGAACAGAAACAAGAAUAAGUCUGUUUAAACUACAGCAAAUAAAUGAAGAGCUUUGUGAUAUGGCUACUGCAUUCUGUACACGUUGUAAUGUCAGGACUCAGUUUUUGCUUUUGAAGGAAGACCCUAUAACAAACUAUUGCAGUAGUCUGACCUACUAGUGAUUAACGCGCGCAAUUAAAUCGGCAGACAGUCUCUUGACAAAUACCUCUUGAUACUUCUUAAGUUUUCAAUAUAUGGAAAAAGUAAGCUUUAUGUACGUUCGAAAAAAAGUGUUGACAUUUAAAUUUGAAUCAAGCCAGCAGCCGCAAUCUUAAACAUUAGAGCUAGGUUUACUAAAUGGCAUCAAUUUCAUAAUUGCUGCUGAACUCUGAUUCAAAUGAACUCUAUUUACGGUGGUAAACCAAAGUUUUAAAUCGGUGACAAACAUUUUCAGAUCACGGACGAAGGAAACGUGGUGCUGGAUAACUUUAUUCCUUACCUUCAACCUGGUCACAAAAUUGGAAAGGUAAGAACGAGGAAAUAUUACUUCGUCAACUCAGCAUUUCUUUUGUGUGUGUCCAAAACCUCUCAGCAAAUUCAGGUAGUGUUGUUGAAGGUUUUUUUAGGCUUUGCGUUCUAUUUAGCUUCCUUUGUAACCAUUGUGAUGUUAAGCCUUCGUUGCCAUGGUAUUACCGUCGUUUCCAUGACAUUUCGUUGUCAUAAUAAUUCUCUCGUUACCUGGGUAGUGUAUUUGCUGCCAUGGUAUUGCUUUCGUUCUUUACCACGGUGGUGCUUUUUUUACUACCUUAACUAAGUUUGACGUGAUAGAAGGUCAAAACCCGCGUGAUCAGUUACUAGUGAUACAAGUUCCAAACGCACGUGAUCAAAUUGCGUUCUAUGCGGUCCAUUCACUCGUAGUGGACGUCCAAAUGCUGGCUACAUACAUGCCACGCAUGCGUAAUAGCAACCUUGAGUUGAGCAUUAGUAGUAAUCAGGGAAAAACAAAUUGUGGUCGAGAUUCCUAUUUGUGUGUGCGGGUAUCAUCGGAGAACGUGUGUGAUGUCACGUGGAUUUAACGUGAAAAUGAGGCAAGUAGCUUGCGUGAAAUUCUAUGGCAAAGAAAAUGGUCCGAUAUUUAUUCCCCCCCCCCCAAAAAAGGUUGUUCUUUCGUUGCCAUCUUUGUUUUUUUACUACCAUGUUAGCGGCCAAAAACUGUACCCAUAUUAAGCUUGCACAUUUUCGUGAACAAGGUAAUUUAUCGCCUUGCAGCCGAUUGCUAAUUUCUCUUCAUUUGCACGAGUCGCUUGUGAGUGAACCCUGUGUACAAUGUAAAUAUUUAUUUUUAGCCGCAGCCGCUGUUCCAAAAGAUUGACCCCUCGAUGGCCGAACAGUUCCGUGCAAAGUAUGGCGGAAACAAACAAAAGCAACAGGCUGCGAGUGACAAAUCUAAAAACCACAACACUUCUGACGGAAGUAACGCGGGCAAAAAUGUUGCUUCAUUACAAGCAGAGGUCACUAAACAGGUAAGGGACGUUACGUUUUUCUAUGUCUAGAGUAGCACCAAUAGACAACAAUUUUUUUUCUUGCCGAAGUUUCGCUACUUCUGACACAAGUAAAACGCAAGCACAAGUAUGAGAGACUCAUAUCAAGUAAGUACGAACGCCGAGGCAAGCGCUAAGUUUAAAUCAGGAUCAAGGUCUGUUGGAACGGACGCAUCAUUUUCUCAAAUGCUAAUAAGUGUGGUCGGUUAUAAAAGAUAAUGUCCGUAGUAUUUUUAUGAGGAAACUUUCGCAAAGUAUGGCGGACAAGUGGCUGCGCAUGCUCGCGCUAUCGCGGUGGUCACGUGCGGAAGAUUUUAUCAUAAUUUUUCAGCAAAGUUUUUGUGUUGUGCAUGGCCAACAGUGAGAAUCGAGAAGGGAACUGGAGCCGCAAUGCGUCCCGCAAUGGUUUUUGGUAUCGUUACUGGACGCGUCGGUGAGCUAUUAGAUAGUUUAAGCAUUACGUAUACGGCAAACGGCAAACGUCAGAUUCAAGUUGAGAAUUUCUCAAAAUAGAAAAUGAGCAGAUAAAAACAGCUCAAAACAAUUCUUAUGGAUAAAAAACUGCGUGAAACUACUAAUUUAGGUGUAGAAAUUAUGAACAGUAAACGACAAGAAAAGUUGGAAACUUGGUCAAGUGGCACAAAUUCGCGUUUGCCGUUUGAUGUAAACGUGAUGCUUAACCUCUCUAUUGGCCAGGUUUAUCCCUCAGUAACAGUUCCAGAAGUCUUUGGGAAAGCUAACUCGGCUCAAUUUCCUUCUCUUUUCUCUAGAAGAGAAUUGACUGGUAAAGACUAAUUUGCCUUGAGGAACGACUUUCUAUCUCGUGUUGAGUGGAGUCACAGUGGGUUGUUAAGAUGACGCUUAUCGUGUAAGCGACAACCGUAUACAGCAGUUCAAACUGCUGUUGUUAUUAUUUUAGAAUCUCGCCAAGAAAAUUUAUACCGUAACAUUCCUUUAUUUUAAGGGCGACAAGGUGCGAAAAUUGAAGACUGACAAGGCUGAAAAAGCCACAGUGGAUGCUGAAGUUGCCAUUCUUUUAGAGCUCAAGAAAAAGUUGGCCAUCGCCGAAGGAAAAGAUCCUAACGCGCUAGAAAAUAAGGGGAAAAAGAAAGGGAAAAGGGCAUAAAAUAGAGGCUCUUUUAGAUUUCUUUGCCAUUUAAAAAACUGUGAAAACAUUUGGAGAACACUGAAAAUUCAGUGUUCUGAUAAAUUGCCGAUGAGGGAAAUCGAGAGAAUUUCCUCUGUCUGGUAGAAAAAUGCAUUGGUAUAACCACAGAAUCGAACGCAGAACCAGUUGCUGAAUUUGUAAUUACAGCUUGCUUGUUUUAAAGCGUAGCCGACAGGAAAAAAACCGCCUGUGUGUUGUUCAUCGUGAAUUUACGAUGAAUUUACCUCCAAGAUAUUCCGUAUAGCUGUUCCGUCCUUUUAAACGGUGAUGUAUGGACAAAUCAAAUCCAUUUUAGACCAGAUAUUCAGUUUUUGACUUAAAGUGAGCU
Molecule: messenger RNA, 22062 nt
Organism: Porites lobata
Lineage: Eukaryota; Metazoa; Cnidaria; Anthozoa; Scleractinia; Poritidae
Source: the annotation of a GenBank genome assembly